AUGUAUGCUUAUGCAGCAGUAGCUUUUCUUCGAGUUGAGACGAGUGAGUAUGUCAAAGUUCAGUUGUUAAGUGCUAAAGCCAGAGUUUCCCCAACGGGAAAGAAGAAGACCACUAUUGCAAGACUAGAGUUAUUGGCGGCUACAAUCACUGCACGCCUUGCCUCAUCUAUCACAAAAGAGAUCCCACAUGAAAAAAUCUAUUUGUGGUCCGAUUCAACGACAGUGAUAACUUGGAUAAAAAGAGAAGAUGCUUGGAGUAACUUCGUACAAAACCGUGUUGAUGAAAUCAGAACUUUGACUUCCAAAGAAAAUUGGAGACAUGAGCUUGGUUCAUUUAAUCCUGCCGAUCUUCCAAGUAGAGGUUGUUCUGCCAAGAAACUAGUGCAGUCCAAAUGGUGGGAGGGCCCUGAUUGGCUAUAUUUACCUGCUGAUCAAUGGCCAUUCUCAGAUGUAGUAGUCAAUGAAGAUGAAGUGCUGAAGGAACGAAAGAAAACUCUUGUGUCUACCCCGACUGCCUGUUUGAGUGCUCACGCCAUCGAAAACGUGAACACGGAAAAACCUGAUUGGUACUAUGAGGACUUUGAAGAAGCGGAGAAAAUAGUAAUAAAGAUCAUUCAAAGUGAAGCAUUCAUUAACGAGAAAGACGAGAAAUUGAAAACUUUAAGAGUUUACAAAGAUGAGGAUGGCAUAAUCAGAUUGAGAACAAAAAUUGAGUAUCGUGAAGACAGCCAUUCUUUUCGAAGACCUGUAGUCCUUCCUUCUCAACACCAUGUUGUGAAACUUUUAAUAGUUUCUUUUCACAAUAGACAUGGACAUGUGGGGACUCAAAUGCUACUUAACCUGCUGAGAGAACAUUUUUGGAUCUUAAAUGGCCGAAAAACUGUGCGAUCGAUCAUCUCAAAAUGUGUUAUCUGCAAGAGGCAUUCUGGAAAAAAUUUAGAUGCAGAGCCAGCCCCAAUUACCAAAGAUCAAAUCAGAGACACUGCUGUAUUCGAAAUUGUAGGAGUGGACUUAGCUGGUCCAUUGUACUUGAAAGAUGAGAAAAAGACUUGGGUUUGUCUUUUCACAUGCGCGGUGUACAGAGCUGUACAUCUUGAGCUUCUAUCAGGCAUUUCCACUGACACAUUUUUGUUGGCCCUGCGCAGAUUUGUGGCAAGAAGAGGUAGAUGUUCAGUUAUCUACUGUGACAAUGGAACAAACUUUAUUGGUGCUAAUAAUUUGCUCCGUUCUUUAGACUGGAACCGGAUCGUUGAGAACGGAGCAAUACAUCGCAUUAAAUGGAAAUUUAACCCCCCUACUGCAUCCUGGUGGGGAGGUUGGUGGGAGAGGUUGAUUCGAGUUAUGAAAAAUGUACUAAAGAGGGUGUUAGGUCAUGCCUUUUUGUCAUAUGAUGAGAUGAUCACGGUUCUCUGCGACUGUGAAUCGAUAAUCAACUCGAGACCUCUCACCUAUAUUUCAAAAAGAGAUACAGAUUUUGUUCCACUGUCACCAUCAUUAUUCCUACAAGACAUUAGAGAAGUUGGAAUGCCCGACUGUGAUGCAGCAGAUCACAAAAGCCUAAAUAAAAGGAUAAAAUAUCGUCUUGCUUUGCAAAAGGACCUUAGGAAAAGAUUCAGGUCUGAGCAUUUAGGCUCGUUAAUUCAAAGGCCAAAGCUUCAAAAUAAGUCGAUUAUUUCUGUUGGUGAUGUUGUUCUUGUAGGAAACGAUAAUCAGAAGCGUAUCAACUGGCCCUUGGGACGUGUGACAGAAAUCAUCCCCGGAAAAGAGGGAAUUACCAGACUCGUGAGACUUAAAACAGCCCGUGGAGAAAUACUAAGACCGAUUCAACGACUGUUUCCAUCGGAGAUAACUUAUGAUGUGGCUAAGGAUGUCAGAGCUAAAGUGCAACAAGAGCAAGUUACUCCUAAAGUGCAACAAGAGCAAGCUGCUCAUGAAGUGUCGCAGACACGAGUAUUAGAUCCUGAAGGUCCCAUUUCAGAAACUGUCAAAACUCGAUCUGGAAGAAUCGUAUAUGGACCAAAAAGACUCGAUUUGUGA
Argiope bruennichi is the source of this 2037-nucleotide messenger RNA. RefSeq lists its product as uncharacterized. Gene Ontology annotation, biological process: DNA integration. NCBI's taxonomy places the organism in Eukaryota, Metazoa, Arthropoda, Arachnida, Araneae, Araneidae. Gene Ontology annotation, molecular function: nucleic acid binding. The record is from RefSeq and is a predicted model, not a curated record. The transcript is spliced from 2 exons. Bases 1 to 2037 code for a protein of 678 amino acids.